Molecule: messenger RNA, 135 nt
Organism: Acaulospora morrowiae
Lineage: Eukaryota; Fungi; Glomeromycota; Glomeromycetes; Diversisporales; Acaulosporaceae
Source: the annotation of a GenBank genome assembly
CGGCACCACGCCUUGAAUACCUUGGAUAAUAAAUGGCAUUAUGCUUUGAAUACAUCCUUUGAACCUAAAGACACCGCCCCGAAAACUAUUGCUUCGGAUAACAAUCCUCGAUCACAAAAAACUCAUCCAGUGUGA